Messenger RNA from Siniperca chuatsi (mandarin fish), 6987 nucleotides. It is a transcript of the gene ubtd1b, whose product is annotated as ubiquitin domain containing 1b. The coding region runs from base 734 to 1501 and encodes 255 amino acids. Gene Ontology annotation, molecular function: protein binding. Lineage: Eukaryota; Metazoa; Chordata; Actinopteri; Centrarchiformes; Sinipercidae. The record is from RefSeq and is a predicted model, not a curated record. The transcript has 4 exons.
CAGGCGUAAAAAAGUUCGGUGGCGCUAGCUCCGCCGUUAGUCCUUUUACAAGCACAGAGGGAAGUAACGUUUGGGGGAUUUAAAGAAAAAAAAUCUGGAGACAACGUCAAAGACCUGAAGCGGUACGCCGAGGGCUGCGGGAAACUGUAACUAUCCACUGCAUUUGGAAGAAACUCAACGUGCAGGGAAAUGAUCACGGGUGCGCGGAAGUUUGUGUUUACUGAUGUUGAGGUAGCUAGCUGGUUGGCCCUGUUAGCUUGUUAGCGAGGAAGAUGCGCGCAGUUUGGAGUGGUGGACAGCAACAUUUACAACUAGCCCAACUUAACAGGCGAGUUAGAUAACUGACAUGUUGCUGGUUAUAUUCUAACAUUUAAAAAGAGAGUUUGGCAGAUGUCGCGGCGGCUUGCUGAUUUGGCUAUCAAACUCUUGUAACGUUAGUGCGGGCCACGAGCUUUGAAUCUUGUGGGGUCGUGUCAAACACAAAAGCACUGAUACAUAAAGAGAGAAAACGCACAUUAAGCCACGAUCUUACAGAUCUAGAUAAGCUCAGUGCUAUCAAACAUCCAGGCGUUCCCUUCUUCGCCGCUUCGGAUGACCUAUCUAGUCUAUCGGGGUUGCAAACGUUGGUCUUGCGACCCGUCCUUCUCAUCGGACCUAGUUCAUCGUCUUCGUCCGUGAUGGCCCCCCUGUUCAGCUGGUGAGACGCGUGGAAACAAUCUGCAGCCCUCUAACCAUGGGAGGAUGUGUGGGGAGAUACUGGGAAGGCUGGGAGGACACACAGAGCCGAGGUUCGUCCAGGAACGGUGGACGAGGAGGGCGUAACGAGCCUCUGAAGAAAGAUCGUCCCAAGUGGAAGAGCGACUAUCCGAUGACAGAGGGCCAGCUACGGAGCAAGCGGGACGAGUUCUGGGACACGGCGCCAGCCUUCGAGGGCCGUAAGGAGAUCUGGGACGCCCUGAAAGCCGCGGCUGUGGCCCUGGAGUGUAACGACCACGAGCUGGCCCAGGCUAUAGUGGAUGGAGCCAGUAUCACACUGCCACAUGGUACUCUCGCUGAGUGUUACGACGAACUCGGGAACCGCUACCAGCUGCCUGUCUACUGCCUGGCUCCACCAGUCAACCUUAUCUCAGAGCGCAGCGACGACGACCCCAGCGACAGCCCCGAACCCACUGUAGCGCCCAAGAAGGAAUUCCAGCUCAAGGUCCGGCUCUCCACGGGAAAGGACCUGCGCCUCAGCGCCAGCAUGGCUGACACCAUAGGGCAACUGAAGAAGCAGCUACAGGCCCAGGAUGACAUUGACGCCACCCACCAGCGCUGGUUCUUCUCCGGGAAGCUGCUCACGGACAAGACGCGGCUGCAAGACACUAAGAUCCAGAAGGACUUUGUCAUCCAGGUCAUCGUCAACCCGCAGGCCCUCCAAGCCCCCGACAUCGUCAACCCGCAGGCCCUCCAAGCCCCCAAGCUGUCACCCACCACUGCCUCCUCGCCUGCAUCUGAAUAACUGAGGACACAGAGGAUAGAUGGAGGGAUGGUGCAGUGGGUGGUAGACACUAAAGGACCAGAGGUGCCUCCUAUUGCUGGAUGACAUAGCUCUUUGAGAACAGCUACUGUUAUUGAAAUAAAAUCAGAACGCAGAGUUACAAAACUACUUUGGAGCAAAAACAUGAGGAACUCAAAAGUGCUGCUUUCUUUCAUCUACCAUGUGUCAUUGUAUGUUUUGGGUCUGCUGGGUUGUUCUUCAAGUGAAUCCAGCCACCACACUAACUCGGGAGAUCCUUGUCCCCAUGUCUCUUUGAACCAUCUUGAAGAAAAGCAGAACUCAUCCUGCUGGUGUGCAGCCUUUCAACCACAUACAAAAUGUGCACAUCAAGCUGUACAUGCAGACUCUGCCUCUGCCCUUGUAUCUGCACUAAUGCUAACUAAGUGCCAAUGGAAGAAAUGCAGAGAUGUUCGUGUUGGUUCUAAAGCACAUUUCUACUAUGACGCCCAUGGACUCUGCACUGCAAUUCUUUUCUCCACCACAGAAACUGGAGGGGAAGGCAGAGCGUGAGAUACUGAACUAUAUUUUCUUUUUUCCCUUCUAUCUUUUAUUGAGGAAAUAAUGUAAACUGAGCUUUUUUGCACAUUUGAAGAUUAUUACUAUACUUUUGUGGUAGUUUGUGUGCCUUCUACAAGACGAAACAAAAAAAAGGGUUAAAUGUCCUGAAAGACGCUAGUUUUACCGCUAGGCUAAGACAUCUGUGUUGUUUUUUUUUUAGAUUCAGGAACUCUUAGAUCAAUCCAAGCUAUAACUGCUGCCUUUUUUUAACGAUUUCAUGAAUCUUGCAGACAAAACAUUUGGUGUGUGGGUGCUGGCGGGGUUGUGUGUGUGAGUGUUUGUGCAUGUGUGCAAAAGGAAUAUGUAGUUGGCCCAUAUGAUACAUUUCGUUUUGAUGUAGCUCACAGAGACACGACUGUUUCCCUGGUGUAUAAGUCAUAGCUUUGCAGUCAAUCAUAUCAUAUGAUAUUGUCUAGGGGAAGAGAAAUUCCCAUGCUAAAUUUAUGGUCUUAAAAGCUGCAUUUUUGACCACUUAACGACCACCAUACCACUAGGGGGCAGCAACACAGCCCUGAUAUAGUCAGUUCAGUUGCUUAGGGCUAAUUGUCUAUUUUCUCACUACCUGAUGAAUGUAAAUCCAGUAUUCACUCGCCUUUUGUGCUUAGUGUGGUCCAAUAACUGAAAAAAUAUCUGUCACAUUUGUUUGCUUGUUGUUUGACUUUCUUCACCAGCAUACAGAUGGGAUGUGUGAAAUGGCUUCCUGCUCGUUUUUAGAUGUGUGAUUGGUGAGAGCAAUUAGUAGUCUACAUGGAGCGGUGAACCAAAACAAUGAGCCACACAACGGUUCAGAUUCAGGUGUUUCAAAACAUUAAAAUGAACAACUUUCAUUUUUAAAUGGCUGUCAGAUGAAUUCUCCAGGGUAGGAAAGUGGCUCAGUGGGACAUGUGACAUUGCCUAAAUAAAAUUUAAAAAAAAGAAAUAGGAUAGAUAAAGGUAAAAGGUUAAAGAAAUGCAUUCAGUCAACGCACAAGCCAUUUUGCCUGUUUCUCAGUUUGACACUGAGCAGUACCAGCCUUUUGCCUGUACAUAGAAGUACAGCUGCCGUGACUCCGGCUGAUCAUUGUUGUAUAGCUUUGUCACCAACCAGAGUGGCUGCCAGAGGACAGAAACAUGUCAGCCACAAACAAAAUUGACUUGACUUUAUGCUGGCAGCUCAUGGCUGAAGUUCCCAUCAUGCCUGAGAGUCUAAUUGGUAGAAACACAUUAAAACACUGGCUACAUUCACACUGCAGCUCAAAUUACACAGUUAAGAUAUCCCCCCCUAUCACAUGUGACAUAUCAGAUUUUUCUCUGAGUACUGUGAACAUCAAAAACUUCCACAGCCGCAUUUGCUUUCUUGCUCCCAUGGAUUAUAUGGUCAUAUAAGAAAUCCUUUAUCUGAACUCUGAAAUCACGAUUAAGUUUUGCAUUUUCAAUCUGAGACAUUUAGUAUACAUUUGGCUACAUGGCACCUUUUCUGAGCAGUGUGUUAGCACGUAGGGCAACACGGCGCAACUAAGGAAACAGAUCGCAGAGUCCUCAGUUUAGUCCAGAUGUAUGGAGCCAAAGAAAGGUUGUGGUGAUUAGAAUUUUUAUCAGUAACUGUAUACCUUUUUUAUUGUGAAAUUUAACCACUGCUGAACGCUUUUGUUAAAUACCACUGAAUUUAUAGCACUGAAAUAUUUUUCUUUACAAUCUAUCUGAAUUUAUAUGGUUUGAAUUCCCCUGUUUUGAAGUAAAUUUUUUUGAAAUUUCAAAAAUGAAAACAUUGACACAUCUAGACAGAAAAUUCAAGUGUUCAUUUGCUCAUCUGAACUGCUAUUUCUUGGAUCACAUGACUGAUGUAACCUGACAGGACAGAGGUUUGAUCAAUUCCAUUCAGGCUCGAUUACUUAUCUUUGGUAGUCUGAACUACAACUUGAGCAACUUGACUUUUUGAUGUGAACUUUUAGAUCUGCAAAAUGACUGAAUUUGAGAAACUUGAAUAUAGUAGGAGGUGGGGGUUGCCACGGUAGCGGUGGGGGUUGCCACGGUAGUGGCGUGGCUCUAGGGAUUGGCUCUUGUCGGGCGGUCAGUGAGGCAGUCCACCACUUUGGUCCAGACUGAAAUAUCUGUGUAAGUAUUUGAUGGUUAGCAAUACCUUUUUGCACAGGCAUUCAGUGUCCCCAGAGGAUGAAUCCUAACUUUUUAUCUAGCUCCACCUUCAGGCUGAAUUCUAAUCACUUUGUUGAUGCUUUAAAUUUUCAUCCAUCAUCAGGUCCAAUAUGCAGUUAUCCAACACUUUUAUGAUCAAAUACCUGCAGACAAAUAACAUGCCCAUCAGCCUCAGCACUUUUUGUUUAGUGCUAAUUAGCAAAUGUUAGCAUUCUAACAUGCUAAACUAAGACGGUGGCCAUGGUAAACAUUAUACCUGCUUAACAUCAGCAUGUUAGCAUUCAUCGUGAGCAUGCUGACAUUAGCAUUUAGCUCAAAGCACUGCUGUACCAAGUACAGCCUCAGAGCUGCUAGCAUGGCUGUAGACUUUUGUUAGAUCUGCAAAAGGACAUUCAAUUUGAGCAACUUGAACAUAUAUAUAUAUUUGUGAACCCUUUUUUAAAAAACUAAUUGCACAACUGGAAGUUAACUAUUGACAAUUUCAAAGAGGGGAAUUCAAACCACAUGCAUUCUAUCCCAAAGAGGAGAAGCAAAGAUGCAAAAAUCCCUACUCUGCUUCUGUCACUUCCAUUUCAAGUCUGUGUCAGAUUUGGGUUACAUCCCAGAAUAGAUAUUCAGGCAAUUCAGGGUUGAGAAUCAAGACCUGCUUUGUGAAUGUAGCCUAUAUUGUGCUAGUCAUGGCAGACUUCUCAGAGUUUAGUAUUUUCUGUUUUUCACAAGUCUAAUAGCUUGAUGUUCAUUGUUUUCAUUCACCGCUCCUGUCACACAAUUCUCCAGCAGUAUGAUCAUGGAGGGAAUACAAUUGACCCAUCAUCAGUGUGAAACCUAACUGAGCCACAGCUCACCACAUCAAGAAAAUGUUUUAUUUUAAAUUAUUUUGUCUCUUUUCUAUCCAGUUUCAGCUAAUCACAAUCACCCUCUCUUAUUUCCAACGGCUCUUCUGGGGAUAUUUCUUAAACAUUGUAUGCAAACUUGAAUAAGCAUUUUUAUCUCUAUGUGCAAUACAAUAGACAUAGACCUCAUAUAAUUUUUGUUUUGUUCUUCUGACUCUACAGAUUUCAUAGAGCACCAGCUAUGAGUGUUGUGAAAGAAAUGUCGGAGUGCAGGUACACGCCUGCUAUAAUCUGAUGCCUGUGUCAACUGUUUCAAAUGUUCAUGUUUGUCACUUUGAAAUGUAUUCCAAGCUGUCGUCUUGACUGUUCAGAUGGGCUCUCACCUUUCACAGAGUAAAUAUCUAAACAUUAAAAAUGCCUACACAACUUUUCACUCCCAGUGUCCAUUUAGCACUCUGCCCUGCACGCCUCAACCGUGAAGGUUAGGGUGUCAUUGAGCCUCAGGGUGGGGAAAAGCUCUGUUGACAACUUUUAUCGAUAGCGUCUCCUGUUAGUGUCCUUGCUGAAGUGAGCCAUUGGUGGGUGUUUGUCCUCAUGUCCCUGUGCUUGUCCUGAGUUUCAGCUCAUUUUAGUAACAAGCAGUGGCCAUAGUUUCAUGUCAAACUAUAAGGUACAACAUAUUGCUACAAUGUAAAGGGCUUAAGGAACUUUAAGGUGUCCCUCAGUUUGCAACCUUCAGAGAACUCCAGAAGGAACCCCCUCAUUGAGAGUAGCAAUUACCAAAACCAAUCCCAUUCCCACUAGCAAUUCAAUAUGGAGGGUCACUCCAUAUGACGUCACACUCACAUCUAAGGAGAGCUCUCUGUUUUAAGGGAAGGGCAUACAAAUGUAUAAUAAUGUGCUGUUUCUUGUUAUUCUGCUAUGAAAUAGAUGAGAUGUUCUGUUUUUCAUUGAUGCGUGCAUAUUUGGAAGAAGGAAGGAAUUUUUAAAAAAUGUUAUUAUUUUUAAUUUGGCGAAACCCACCAUGAGCAGUCAUGGUUGUAGCAACAGUUUAUCUCCAAAAUAAUAUUGGAAGUAGCCAGAUGGAACUUUAAUUUAAUGUGUGUGUCCCCCCCCCCCCCCCAUUCUCCAACACUUCUAUUUAGAUGUAGUGGAGUAUGUUGUCCCUGACUUUAGCAUAUCAGACUCAUCGUCAGACAGGUCCCCUCCUGCUUUUUCAACCUCCAGCUAACAGUAAAUGAAUAAGGGGGGAAAAAGAGGGUUUAAGAAAGUUCCGUUAUUUCCUUCAUCUGUUUCCUUAUUUUACUGUGUCUGCAGCAACUUCACCUCAGUUAUGAUUUUGAAGUUAAAGUUUAAGCCCACCGAUUCAGCCUGCAAGUUACGCCUCUCAUUUUAGUAAAGACUAAACAGAAAAUUGUUUGAAUAGUUUCAGUUAAGCACCAACAUUUUUUAGGGAGAAGUGGCAAGGAGAGGUGCUAAGUACUGCUCAAGGUGACUUUAUUCAGAUUUCAGACAUUUGAAGGAGACAUUAAUUGUAUAAAAUAGGAAGAUUUUGUCAAAAAGACAAAACAACUCAAGGUCCACUUGCAGAGCUUUUGACUGCAUCUUCCUGAAUUUUGAGCACAUGUAAGACUUGACUUAGAAGAAAACAGGUUGCCUGUAUGUCGUCAUGCACAGAUGGAACUGAAUUGCAUUUGAAGUUGAUUAAGCUGGUUAUAAAAGCCAUAAUAGGCCAAACUGUCCCUUAGAAUGUGUCUGUAUAUUUAGUAAAAAAAAAAAAAAAAAAAAAAAUUAAGUCAUCACAUGGACAUUGAUGAUGAAUGACACCCACAAUUUAUUUUACAGUUGGAGUGUUCAUUUAUAUGCUGAUUUAAUUUUCAAUCAUGUUUUUAAACUUGAAUAAAUUUUAGUGUGAAGAAAAGA